Messenger RNA from Cuscuta epithymum, 1123 nucleotides. The record is from the annotation of a GenBank genome assembly. NCBI's taxonomy places the organism in Eukaryota, Viridiplantae, Streptophyta, Magnoliopsida, Solanales, Convolvulaceae.
GUUACAACCCAAGAUAGACCACUACAUCUUCUAUAGGAAUAAUAGGAUGAUCGAAGGGCUAGGAGCACUACAAGAUACCACUACCCCGUCCAAUCAUCAAGAACGUGGAGGUCGUGAUACAGGUUUCUGCUUUACAAUGCUCGAGUAAGGAGAAGUCUGCAUCUUCGAGUGAAUCCCAGAGGAAGGAAGGGUUAGGGUUUUUUAGCAAACGAACUUCAUCAUCUAAAAUGUCUUCAUCUUCAUUUACUUCAAAUAGAACAGAUAUUCCAGAUCUUCACUAUGAACCGAGCUUGUAUUGUUACUGUGGUAUGAAGGCUCUGUGGUGUGUUAUUAGAGGAAGCGGGCGGAAGUUCUACGGAUGUCAACGAUGGAAGACCAAAUAAAACAAAAGCAAAUUCCUUGAAUAGAUAUUGCCAAACUAUCCUCACGAAAAAAUGGCUCGUGACAAAACGUGGCUUGUUGCUGUUGGACUCGACAUUUUAGCCGGAAUAAUUGGGCUCAUUGCAGCAAGGUCUCAAUAUAAUAUGGUGAAAAAUGGGAAGCAUUCAUUUGAUUGCGGUACCGCAGUGAAUGGGGACGCUAUAAAGCCUUUGGUUAUUAUCUCAGGCAUAUUAAGUCUGGUAACUCAAGCAUAUGUUACCAUGCUUGGAGUCACCGUUGCCUUCUAUGCUUCCGAUGUGCACAAGCUCGAGAAGAUUUUUGCUAAAAUUGUUUUGGUGCUUUCAUGGAUCGUGUUUAUUGCUGGAAUUGCACUUAGUGUGCUGGGAUUAAAGUUGGAGUACUCUAAUAGUUCGUGUGCGAUUCCAUUCCCCAGCCAUCUAUUCAUCGCAGGGUUGCUUUGGUUUGGCCAAGGCGUCAUUGUCGCUCUCGCAUAUUUCACCACUUUUCCAAGCAUGCAGAGCUUGAUCUCAUGAUGGGAUGACGAUACACCAAUUACAACCCUCGAGGAACUCAUAAUAAAUCACUACUAUUACAAUUACUACUGCUAUGAUUACUACUGCUAUGUAGAUAAAAGUGCAAAUUUAUGAGUCAGAAUCUCACUCGCUAUCUACCGAUUUGUGGUGUUUAAAGUUAAAUUUACUACCGGGUCUACCGUAUUUAUCUCUAUACUAAUUUGAGUAUA